Molecule: messenger RNA, 9884 nt
Organism: Anopheles stephensi (Asian malaria mosquito)
Lineage: Eukaryota; Metazoa; Arthropoda; Insecta; Diptera; Culicidae
Gene: Helz
Exons: 5
Coding region: 771-8483 (2570 amino acids)
Biological process (GO): regulatory ncRNA-mediated post-transcriptional gene silencing
Cellular component (GO): P granule; cytosol
Molecular function (GO): metal ion binding; helicase activity; ATP hydrolysis activity
Source: RefSeq, a predicted model, not a curated record
ACGGCUGGCAUCCGUCAAGCGAAAGGAAAGCAGCAGCCCGUCUGACAUCUGCUGUCUGAAGGAAAAAAAGAAAAAGUGCAAAAACUAUUCCUGACAAAAUGUAAUUAUUUACCGAAUAGAAAUAAGGCUUUUCCGGAAUCUGCAGCACACAGCAUCGUGAUCGUGUCCCUAGCUCAUAGAGAGUCAAAGUUUUUGCAACAAGUUUCGUUUUUUUUUCGUUUCGUUCGAAAGAGUGUGUAUAAUAUAACUACGACUAAUCGCAGUACAGUAGGGUGGGGGGCAAUUCAGAAGGAAGAAAGGAAGAAACGAAACAAUUUUGGCAAAAGUGCUCUAAGUAGUGCGGAAUCCUUAGUAGGCGUGUUUCGUGUUGCUUAGUGUAACCGUAUGCAUAAAUGUGUGUAAAUAUAUAUAUGUGUGUGUGUAUGCGUGUGUGAAAGUGAGUUUUUUGUGGCUAAAAGCUUAAUAUAAAAAGAAAACAAUAACCCGGAGUCGAAAAAACAAAACGUUCGUACGGAUGGUGAUGGUAGGAGAGCAACGGGAAAAAGGACGUUUGCAGGAAAGUUUAUCGGUUCCGGAUCGGGAAAGGAACGAAUGAGAAGUCGGGCUCGACGUAGGCAUUACAAGGAAAGAUACGCAUCCGCUGUGGGAGGAAUUAAAAGGGAGUACAGUUUGCGACAACAACAACGGUAAGCGAAACGACGGCAGUGCCACCAGCUGGGACGGUUGCUGCUGCUGCACCGUCGGCAGUAGUAGAGGAGCGAUCCAAAGCAAUGACCGAAGCGCAAGCUAAUGAGUACCUCCGCAAUCGACUGUGGCAGAAGGCAAAAGACAUCUACGACAGCAUUGUUGAAGCGUCCGGCACUGAUCAACCAUCGUCCGGCCGUCGGCCCUCGAAGGAGCAAGUAAUCGCGUGCCUGUACGGACGCACCGAAUGCUGCCUAGAGUUGCAGCAGUAUGAGCAGGUUACGCAGGACUGUCACCGCUUGCUGAAGCUGCUUGCCCUUGCCGAGAACGCCGCCACCGCCAACGGGAACGGGUCCGUACCGGCAUCAUCCACCGAAUCUCCUAGCCCAACGCCGUCCGCAUCGUCGGCCGGUUCAGCAUCGUCCGCUUCCACCGACAAGGGUGGCACGAAAUCUACCACCACCAAUGGAACGUCCGCCAUUGUCGCCGGUACCGGUAGUACCGAAUCGAAGGUCCGCAAACGGCUCAUACACUCGCUGUGCAAGCAGCAAAAGUUUGCCGAAGCGGAAGUGAUCCUGCAGGAAUGGGCCGCUGGUCCGGGCGCGAGCAAUCAGGACAUUGGGCGCUAUCUGGACCGUUUGAAGGUGUUACUGCUGCAGAUGGCAACGUCGUCUUCGGGUAGUUCGUCACCGAGUGGUCCUGGCGGUGACGGUGGUGGAGAAACGGUCGCGGAACCGACCACCACCACCAGCUCAAGCUCAUCAACCGUUUCUUCGCUGUCGUCGCUAAACGACGAGUACGAGCAGAUCGAGACGAAGCUGGACAAGCUCAUACUGAAUAAUUUGCCGCCCGAUCGCUACACGAAACAGCUGGGAAGGAUAGAGAGUCAGCUGAAGGUGGGAAACGGAGAUGCGGGGACGGAAGGUGGCGUGGCGUCCGAUCUCGAACAGCAGGGAGAGACUGAGAAGCGCAAGGAGGAGGUGGAUCCGGUGGUGUGUGUUAAGUCGGCGGGCGUUAAACCUGCGCCAGCAACACACAACAACAGCAGUAGCAGCAGUAGUAGCAACAGCAGCAGCAGCAGCAGCAGCAGCAGCAGCAGUAGUAGUAGCAGCAACAGUGAUAGCAAAGCUAGUGAUAGUAACUGUAAUUUAUUCAAUGAAGCAAACAGUGAUAAAGGUGAGAAAAAAGGAUCAACCACUACAACGGAUCGAGCAGCAGCAGCAGCAGUAACGGGUGGCGGAUCGGGCGGAUCUCGUGCUGCCGUGCCUGUUACGGCUGCUUCCGGUGGCAGCAAACUGGGCAACAGCAACCACCAUCCGAUGGAGAAACACGGCAAAGCGGCCGGCGGCGGCAACAAGGGCAUGCCGAUGGACAAGCUGAACAGUAUUACCUGUGUCUACUGCACGCUCUCGUUUGCCGACCGGGCGGAACUGCGUGCACACUGUCAAACCGAGAGCCACCAGAACAUCAUCAUGUCGGACGAGGGGCGCGACUGGAAGUGGCGUCCACCGCCGCGCGGCUUCGUUGCCGAAUCGUACACGGUGUGCGAAAAGUUUCAGGAUAAUCAAAACUGUCACUAUGGCAACCAGUGCGUGGAGGCGCACGGUGUCGACGAGCUGAACGAGUGGAAGGAACGGUUCGAGUAUCGGAAGAAGAAGCUGCAGCGAGCGCGCGACAAGGAACUGUACGGCAAAAGCUACACCGAGCAGCUGCUGGAACGGUGGGUGCAGGCACCCAGCCCGGAGAAGGUGAUGCGGGAGCGGGUCGAAGGGGUGGAGGACAGCUGUUCACACGAUCUCGUCACGACCAUCUCGUCGAAGGUGAGCAAACGCGAGUGGUCGUUCGUGCUGAAGUCGAAACGCUACCUGAAGGCGGUUGCCCUGCUUCAGGACGCACACCGGAACCACUUUGUGCUGAAGCAGGUGUGCCCGGGUGAACCGCGAACUGCCGGCAGCAGCAAUAGUGGGGUCGGCGCCGGUAAAAAGGGGCUAAUGAACGUCGGAAAGAGUGGCCCUUCGACUGAGGUGGAGCUAAAUUCGGAGCAGGAAUGGAUUGCGCCGGCGGCUAGCUCGGACAAGGGUGAAACAGCCGCCACCGUGCUGGAGCACCGUGUGAAGGUGGGCUUCAGUACGGAAAUUUACGGAACCUUCCGGCAGACGGUGGUGUUCGACUUUGGCCGGGAGCCGGUGCUGGUAAAGCACAUCUGCGUCGACGUGGUACCGGUAACGGAGGUCGACAAGAUACAGGAGAUUAAGAAGGACAUCGUAAUGUCGACGGCGGAACGGUGGGAUGAGACAAAUUCGGAGAUAUUCGAGUUUACGACCGCGCCGAUUCCGCACAUGCACACCCCAGCCUAUGCGGCUGACGCGGAGCGGGAAAAGGAGCUACUGGUGCGCUAUCCGCUCCCCAAAGCGUCCACGUUUGUGCUGACGCAGUCGACCAUUACGGAGAAGAAGCUGACGCGUAACAACUACCGGAACCGGAUCCACGAGCUGCUGUACGUGGAGGAGAUCGCCCGGUACGAGCAGAUCGCGCGCUACAACCUCACCACGCGUCUGUCGAUCGUCACGAACUAUCUGCUAACGCCGAGCGGUAUGGCGACCAGCACCGCCAAGUACUCGCACUCGGGCGAGCUGUUCGCGUUGAUGAAGCUGGGCAAGGACGUGUCGGAGGAUACGUCCGCCGGGCGGCUCAUUCUAAACAACUGCCAGGCGGUGUACAUUGCGGCGGCACGCGAAACGAUACCGGCCGGGGAAAAGCGCAAGGUGUACGAAGCGGUCAUCGAGGAUAAGGGCAAGAACAUGAUCUACCUGAAGCUGUCGGCGAAAGCGGUCACCGGGCUGGGACUGAAGCCGGACACCGAGUUUCUGUCCGACAUACAGUUCCAGCCGAACCGGUUGACGUACUGCGAGUGGCAUCAGGCGAUCGACAAGAUUGCCGACUUUCGUAUCAUCUUUCCGGAGAUUUUUCUCGAACCGAGCAUCCCCUGGACGCCGCAACGUCAGUGGGACGCGUCGCUCGAUCCGAAGCUAAACUCGAAGCAGAAGGAAGCGGUGGUGGCGAUCACGACACCGGUCAACGUGCCGCUGCCACCGAUACUGUUGAUUGGGCCGUUCGGUACGGGUAAGACGUACACGCUGGCACAGGCGAUCAAGCAGCUGCUGUUGCAGGAAGGGACGAAAAUACUGAUCUGUACGCACUCGAAUUCGGCCGCGGAUCUGUACAUCAAGGACUAUCUGCAUCUGUGGGUGGAGGAGGGCAUGACGGAGGCACGGCCGCUGCGCGUCUACUACCACAAGCGUUGGGUCGCGACGGUUAACAGUAUCGUACAGAAGUACUGUCUGGUGGAUUUGAACAUCAACAUGCGCAACUUUCGCCGCCCGACGGUAAAGGACAUCCUGAAGCACCGUAUCGUCGUGGUGACGCUGAACAUCUCGAUGGAGCUCGCCUCGCUAGACCUGCCGAAAGGCCACUUCACACACAUCUUUCUCGACGAAGCCGCCCAAGCGAUGGAAUGCGAAGCGAUCAUGCCCCUGGCGCUGGCGGGCGAACGUACCCGCAUCGUACUGGCCGGUGAUCACAUGCAAAUGUCACCCGAGCUUUUCUCGAACUUUGCCAAGGAGCGUAAGCUGCACGUAUCGCUGCUGGAACGUCUGUACGACCACUACCCGAACGAUUUCCCGUGCAAGAUCCUGCUGUGCGAAAACUACCGUGCGCACGAUGCCAUCAUCCGCUUCACGUCGGAACUGUUCUACGAGCAGAAGCUGAUUGCGUCCGGCAAGCAGCCGCGGCACGAAAAGUUCUACCCGCUAACGUUCUUUACGACGCGCGGCGAGGACGUGCAGGACAAAAAUUCGACCGCAUUCUACAACAACUCGGAGGUGUACGAGGUGGUGGAGCGCGUGUGCGAGCUGCGCAAGAAGUGGCCCAGCGCGUGGGGCAAGAUUAACGAUCAGAGCAUCGGCAUUAUGACGCCGUACGCGGAUCAGGUGUUCCGCAUCCGGUCCGAGCUGCGCAAGCGGCGCAUGGGCGGUAUCAGUGUGGAGCGUGUGGCGAACGUGCAGGGCAAACAGUUCCGGGCGAUCUUUCUCUCGACGGUGCGCACCCGGCGCACGUGUAAUACGAACGCGAACGAGGGUUCGAGCACGUCGGAGGAGGUAGAUUAUGGGUUCCUCAGCAACUCCAAGCUGCUCAACACGGCCAUCACGCGGGCGCAGAGUUUGGUGGCGGUGGUCGGCGAUCCGGUUGCGCUCUGCUCGAUCGGCCGGUGCCGUAAGGUUUGGGAGCGGUUCAUUGAGAUUUGCUAUCAAAAUAAAAGUCUGUUCGGCAUUACCUGGUCGCUGUUGCGUUCGCAGCUCGACGGGGUUGAGCUGAAGAAGACGUACGUGCUGAAUCCACUCGCACCGGAGUUUAUUCCGAGAGCGUUGCAGGGGGAAGCGUAUCUGCGCGAUCAGGCCGCGAGCAUCGGUGGGCUGGCGUUGUCUGCGGCGGGCCAGUUUCACCCGCACGGAGCAGCGGCCGGUCACCAUGGUGGAGCGAUGGGAGUUUCGCACCCAGGUCAUCACGCGCCAACGCAUCAGCAGCAGCAACCCCUGUCGCAGCAGCAGCAGCAGCAGCAGCAACAACAACAGCAGCAGCAGCAGCACCCACAGCAACCGCACCAGCCACAAGGUCCGUCGGUGCAUGCGGCUCACCAUUUGCAUCAUCUGCAGGCGCAUCAUCACGCCGCAGCACCGCCCCAGCCGGGUGCAGGAUCGGCGUUUCAUCAUGGUAAUGUAGCGGGAGCGGCCGGCAACUUUCCUCUCGGCGCAGUUGCCGGUGGGACAGCUGGUGCAGGGAUUGCCGGUCUACCGAGUGCGGCUGCAGCAGCCGCGCUGAUGCGCAAUCAGCUUGCGAUUACACCUUUUAUAGGCCCGACGUCUGCCGUUCAAGGCCCGGUAGCGCAAUCAUCGAUGCUGCAGCAACACAUCCAAUCGCAACAACCCUCACAACAGCCGCCCCAGCAGCAACCCCAACAGCAACAGUUCCCCUACCAGAAUCAGCUCUACUUCUAUCAGCAGCAGCAGCAGCAGCAGCAGCAGCAGCAACAAUCAUCCCAACAGCAAACACUGCGCGCCGGAGGUCCAUCCCUAGUUCCACCACAUCCUGCGGCCCUUGGAGGACCACCGAUACCACCGAACAUGGCUCCACCGCCGAACCAGAACGCUCCUAAUCUGUGGGGCACGGGAGCGGGUAGCACCUUCCCGAUGGUUUCGUCCCCCGGUGGCCGUAAUACGCCGCCCGGUUGGCGGCUGGCCCAAAAGAACGUUCCACCCUCGAUAAGGCCCCAGCUGGCGGCCGCUGUAGCAGCAGCAGCAGCAGCCGCAGCAGCUGCCGGUCAACCCGUAACGCAUCCGCUCGGGAUGGGACUGCCCGGAGGGCCGAGCCGUCCCGGUCCACCGCCCCUCAUCGCACCACCGAUGCGCAGCCCGACGGCACCGCCUAUUCCACCACUCGGGCCGCUGUCCUACUUUCAGCAACAGCAAGCUAACAAAGGUUCUGCCGGUGGCGCCGCAAACGCCGCAAGUCUCAUGCAAACGCAAGCACAGCAACAAGCUCAGCAGCAGGCUGGUGGCGCGUUCGGGCUGUACCAUCAAGCGCCACAUCUUGGCGCCGGUCCAUUACAGCAAGGGCCGCUCGUUGCACAACCGAACCAUCACAUCCGCCCAAUGCUGGCGGGUGGUCCGAUAAGCCCGGGCAGUUUCCAGCAGCAGCAGCAGCAGCAGCAGGCUCAGGUGGUAUCGAAUUCCCAAUCGCAGGGACACUUUGCGCAGACCGGCGCAGACCUGUACAUGUCGAGCAUCCAGAGCGAUCUGAUGGCCAUGUCGAACCGGAUGCCGCACAUGUCGGUAGCGGCGGCCGCCGCAGCAGCAGCUGCAGCAGUUGCUGCCGGCCAAAAGCUCGGCACCGGAGCUCCCGGGGGAGGGGGUGGCGGGGUAGCAUCGGCGAUGGGACAUCGCACUGCCGGCGGUACCGAGCAGUACGCAAUGGACAAGGCGUCCGAUUUUCAUUUUCUCCAAAACGUUCAUUUUCCCGAGCUGCGGAAUUCGUCCGCAAAUCAUCAACAGCAGCAACAGCAGCUAACCGUUGGGCCACAUCUGCCGGCAGUUUCUACAGCGGCGCAUUUACUGCAGCAACAACAUCAGCAGCAGCAGCAACAGCAGCAGCAGCAGCAGCAGCAGCAGCAACAUCACGUCCCGGCCGAUUUCAACCAUCUGCUUCCGGCCGGCAUGAGCUUCAUCGAGAUGGCACUGCAGACGAAAGAGUUCCAGUACUACUGGUUCACGAAGCUGAUGGAAACGAAGGGUCCGGAAGCGGCCCACAAGUUUACGGACAUACUGCGCCAGGUGCCGACGGCAGUCGCCAACUCGAUGAAACCGGCCACCGGCGGUAUGCCGCCGUCGAACAAUCAUCAGCCACCGCAGCCGGGCACGAAGCAGCUACCCGUCAGUGGGCCACUUGCCUCGCAGGCCGAUCUGUUUCUCGAUAACAUACUGAACCCGAUGCGUGAUCCGCUGCACGUCGGCAAUCUCGUGCAGGGAAGUGUGCUGGUAAAUGGGGUAGCCGGUGGGGCGGGCUCGUCCAACAACGCUGGCAGUAGCAGCAGCAGCAGCAGCAACAACAACAACAACAACAACCAUCCGGGCACGAGCGGUAAAGGUGGAGGUAUCCUCGAAUCGGUUGACCUGUUCGCUAGCUUGUCCUCUUCGCUGGCGCCCGAAAUUCCGUCCCUUGCCGGGCAGACGCAGCAGAACCAGCCAGCGCAACAGUCGGUACCGCUUUAUCGGCGCCAGGCGGGACAAAAUUAUCAAAGCGGAGGUAGUAGCGCUGGAGGAGGAGGAGGAGGAGGAGGAGGAGGAGGCGCGGGCAGUACCAGCAGUGGUGGCGGAGGUGUCGGUACCGCUUCCACUUCAUCGAACGCGCAAUCGAUCGAAUCGUCCACGCCGGAUCUGCUCGAUACCGUGCAACUGCAUCAGCAACAUCAGCAGCAACAUUUCGGCAUGCAGCAAACGCUGCUCGAUCUGCUGGAACCGAAAAUGAAUUCACAACCGAAUUAUCUUUUCGGAGCAGCAAACGGGGGCAACCAGUUUGUCGGCAGCUCGUUGCUGGAUCACCACCAGCAGCAACAACAGAAUGGAGGAUUCCCCGGGAAUGGUGGGUACAGCUCGAUACAAAACAUUGCCGCCGGUUUGCUGCAGCAGCAGCAGCAGCAGAUGCAACAUCAGCAGCAAGGACUGGGUGGGCGCGACUUUAUGCCACACCUAACGUCGCAUGCUGGGCCGCAAGUGGUGCAGGCCGGGAUGGUACAGUCUCAGCCGCAUCUGCACGACGAACAUCUGCUAUCGCAGCGUGCUGGCGGAGGUGUUGCCGGAUCAGCCGUCGGUCCGGCCGGGAUGCCACCAUCGUCCUCGGCUGCUCAUGCAACGUACGCAAGCGUACUGAGCCAGGGCCAACAGCAGCAGCAGCAGCAGCAACAGCAGCAGCAUCAUCACCAUCAGCACCAUCACGGCAGUAAUGCUAAUCAGCACCCGGUACAGCAGCACCAUCAUUAUGCCGCUCAGCAACAGCACGCUGCCGCAAUGGAUGGCCUGAAGCAACUCGGAAAGAUCGACCUUUCCGAUGGUGUCGGCGGUGGGCUGGUGGAUGGUGCCGCGAACAACAAUGGCAACAGCAACAACAACCCAGUCACCAACGACCCUUUCGCACCGCUGCGCAAUCUCGGUGGCAAGAGCAACGGGCUGUAUAAUUAUUUUCUUUAAAACGUUUUAACUAUGAGGGAUUGUGCUGCGGGGAGAGGGGGAGAUUGCAAGGAGUGUGGUUUAGUUGGGCUGAAGACCGCAUUGGACGGCAUUGUGUGAAUUAUUAUUUCUUAUAGAAAAAAACAAACAAACAAGCAACCCCCUUCAACGGGAAGCAUUCAUAUAUGGCGAAGGUAAAGAGAAAGAGAGGGAGAUAGAAAAGAGAAAACAGAGAAAAAAAACAAACAAACAAACAAUUGCUUGCAAAAGAUAAAAUUGAAAGCGAAUAAACAAACAAACAGAAAAAAAAAAUUGAAAAAAAAACACAUUAGUAAACAAAAACGAAUAAAUGAUAAACAUACUAGUAAUAACUACACGCUACAGAACAGUAAGCAGAAGAGGAGGAGGAGGAGGAGAAGGGGAGAAGAAGAAAAAACGAAAACAAAAAAACAAUUUAAAAAAAAACGGAAAAACUUCUACAAAAAAUACUAAAAAGUUAUGUCUACUUAUGGUUUACAUAUAUACAUAUAAAUGUUACAAAACAACAGCAACCAACCGACGGCAAAAGUAACGCAAGAUGUGUAAAGGGCACGAAACAAGGGCAGUUAAUGAAUGGGAAGCAGAAAAAAAAAAGAUUAACAGACUACACACAGGCAAACAAAAAACCCCCCUUUUUGUUUAGGCAUAUGCGCACCGUAACUAGUGAAGGGCACUGGCAUGGAGAGGAGAAUCGUAGGUCGUUGGUUUUGGGGGGGGUGGAGCGGUAGAAAUGGUUUAGGUGAGACCCUUCUCCCCAUUCCAACAAAAGGUGAUUAGAGAUGAUAAGAUUCGUGUGUAAAACAUAAUACUUUCAUGAAGAAGAAAACAAAACACACACACAAAUAAGAGAAAACAUAACCUUAAAAAUAAUACACACAGCACACACGAAAAGUGCAUAGAAAGUGGUGAAAACAGUGAAGCAAAAAUAACACACACACACACACACCCAUACUACAUCGACUUUAUUAGUGCGUAAACGUUAAGGAAUCGUCAUGCUACUGAUAUCAUUAUUGUACUCUAUUAUUAUUAAUAUUGUUUACUUUACCUUCCCGCUAAACUACUUGAACAUACUUGAAUUGGUUUAUUAUUCUUUUCAUUUACAAUUCUUCGUUUUUUCUUUUAUUAAACUUAUACUCAUUUUCGUUUCUGGCGCUUACUUUUACUCGCUUUCUAAUUUAACGUACGGCUCUAACUUGCUACUAUUAACAUUAAUAUACAUCUUCUUUUUUUUUGCCUAGCGUAUAUACAUAUACAUAUAAAUAGAUAUAUGCGUAUACUAUCUACGAAUAAAAUAUCAAAACAAACAAAAACACAAACAACAACAAAAAACAUGCAACUUUGCAAACACAAGAAACAACGGAAAUAAAUUAUGCUCCAGUAAGA